Guillardia theta CCMP2712 is the source of this 792-nucleotide messenger RNA. RefSeq lists its product as hypothetical. Bases 151 to 792 code for a protein of 213 amino acids. Lineage: Eukaryota; Cryptophyceae; Pyrenomonadales; Geminigeraceae. Gene Ontology annotation, biological process: negative regulation of transcription by RNA polymerase II; chromatin organization. The transcript is spliced from 10 exons. The record is from RefSeq and is a predicted model, not a curated record. Gene Ontology annotation, molecular function: chromatin binding. Gene Ontology annotation, cellular component: pericentric heterochromatin.
CCCCUCGCCCUCCUGUCCGCGGAGUUGUCGAGCAGGACAAGCUGAGCCUCUCACGUCGCCUCCUCCCUUCUCCUCAACCCCUCUGUCCUUUCCCACAAUGACGAGCCUCCUCACACUGAGCGCCACAUUUCUUGCCAUUUUACUUAGCACAUGGGCGUUCUUCGUUCAAUUCCUGCCACCUUUGCCAUUCCUACUUUCGUAUUACUCCAUUUUUGUCUCUUCCUGUACCUUCAAGAUGAUGGCAACGAAAAACAAUCGUCCAAGUCCUCGGCAAACGCACUGUCCGAAGUGAAGCACGACAACAUCCUCCCUGCACACACAAAACGAGUUACCAGGAUUCCGGCUCGAUAUCGCGAAUCUGAAUUCAUUGCACCUAAAACAGAGCAGUACGUGGUCGAGGGCAUCAUGAAGAAAGAUGUCAUGAAUGGAAGAGUGCUCUACCUCGUGAAGUGGAAGGGAUAUCCUCACACUGAGAAUACCUGGGUCCUGUCAGAAAAGUUGGACCAGGAGCUCGUGGAUCAGUUCGAGGCUAUGCCGGCACAGAGCCCUGCCUCCAAAUCCAAGAGCGCUGACGUCAAGAAGGAGCCUGAGUCAGAGAAGAAAUCCCGAGGACGCAGCACGUCGCGGGGGCAGGAGUCUGCUUCCGACCAGAAGGAGAACACCCCCUCCAACACACGGCGAAGCGUUUCCCGAUCACGACAGUCGUUGGCCUCAAGUUCCAGCGAGACGUCCAAGUCGAAGAAGAAGUCUGUCAGUCCCAGGAAGACAAGAAGCAAAACCAAGAUUGUCUGA